Molecule: messenger RNA, 7543 nt
Organism: Cyclopterus lumpus (lumpfish)
Lineage: Eukaryota; Metazoa; Chordata; Actinopteri; Perciformes; Cyclopteridae
Gene: ncoa1
Product: nuclear receptor coactivator 1
Exons: 22
Coding region: 1144-5700 (1518 amino acids)
Biological process (GO): cellular response to hormone stimulus; positive regulation of transcription by RNA polymerase II
Cellular component (GO): nucleus
Molecular function (GO): protein dimerization activity; nuclear receptor binding
Source: RefSeq, a predicted model, not a curated record
GCGCACACGUACACACAGCCGCAGGAGGCCUAUAGUUUGAACAGUGCGUCACGCGACACACGCACGAGUCAACGUACUCUCCGUGGCUUCGUCGGCACACGCGCACAGAUUUAUUUCCUGUAUCCUAUCGAUACAAACGUCUCGUUAACAACACGUCCUCUCCGCGCCGUGUCGACACAGCGGGAGCCUGUGCCCGCUGCCGUCAUCGUGAACGCGCCUCGACGUUUCCGUGCGCACGAGCAGCAGCCCCUGUUUGUUUGUGUUGAGAGAUUGGAAAUGGCGGAGAGCAGAGACCAAAGCGAUAACUCGGGCUGGCAAACGCGAGUGCGCCCUCACUGACGCAGAGAAAGGUUAGCACCCACGAGAGAUUCGCGGAGUUGCCUGCGGGGUCGCGGCUCCUCUCCCGAUGGGACGCGAGUCGGACGCAGCGGAGACAAAAAGGGGCUUUUUCGGUACGAGGUUUGGAUUUCGCGAGCUGGUUAGCGGGCUAAGCUAACCGUGCUAGCAGCCUGGCGUUAGCUAGCUCCGAGCUGUGCGUUUGAGUCCAGCUCCGCGGACUUGUUUGUCAACACGGGCUGACGGGCGACUGACAGCGAGCACGCAACUUUUCUGCCCCCGUUUGCCAAGAUAACAAACCCCGCCGGAGUUUGCGACAUGGUCGCCACGGAUCACCGCAACAUUAUGAAUCCCAAGUAACCGUGUGGAUAGAGAAAAAUAAAAACCACACACACACACACACACUGAAGACGUCUGACGCGAGCGAGUGGUUAGUUCCGCUGGUUAUGCUAAAGUUAGCCAACUGCGUGGGGAUCAAUCAGCCAGCGUGACAGUUUGCAGCGUGGACCUCGUGGGCAGGAUCUUUAUUUACAAGCGGACGACACAAACCAGUCGGAGGCCAACAGACUUCUCCCUGCACCUGAGAUGUUGCCAUGUGACAGAGCGGCCGUGGAGCCAUAAGCCCACCACCACCACCACCACCACCACUGCUCCAUCAUCCCCACUUCAAGCUGUUUACCCACCGCUGAGAUCUACCUACACCUCUACCACCCCAGUCUCCCCUUCCUCCCUUGCUCUGAGCCCUGGACCAGGCCAACCACAUGACUCACCCACUGGAGCCCUAGAUCAAGUCAGUUAAAGCUGAAAAUGAGUGCCGUAGGGGAAAACCCCCUGGAGCCUGCCACGCCAGAGUCACGCAAGAGGAAGGGCUCACCAUGUGACACAUCAGGGCAAAGCGUGGAGAAGCGGAGACGGGAGCUGGAGUGCCGCUACAUCGAGGAGCUGGCUGAGCUGCUGUCAUCCAACAUGGGCGACAUUGCCAGUCUCAGUUCCAAGCCCGACAUGUGCCACAUCCUCAAGACUACUGUGGACCAAAUCCAGCAGAUGAAACGGCGUGAUCAGGAGAAAGCCCUUCUGUCUCCAGAUGAUGAGGUGCAGAAGAGCGACAUCUCCUCCAGUAGCCAGAGGCUGGUGGAGAAAGAGGCGCUUGGGCCCAUGCUGCUUGAGGCCCUUGACGGGUUCUUCUUCGUCGUCAACCGAGAGGGCCGCAUCGUCUUUGUUUCAGAGAACGUGACGAGUUACCUCGGAUAUGCCCAGGGGGAGCUGAUGACCUCGAGCGUGUACAGCAUGCUGCAUGUGGGAGACCACAAUGAAUUUGUUCGCAAUCUGCUGCCCAAAAGCCUGGUUAAUGGCGUGCAGUGGCCACAGGAGCCGAGCCGAAGGAACAGCCACACCUUUAACUGUCGCAUGCUGAAGAGGCCACCGGACGAGUUGGAUUCAGAAAAUCCAGAGGCUCGGCAGCAGUAUGAGAUCAUGCAGUGUUUCACCGUGUCCCAACCACGGCCCAUGCAGGAGGAGGGAGAGGACCUGCAGAGCUGCCUGAUCUGUAUUGCCUGUCGGAUACCACGCGCCCAGCCUUUCAGCACUGAGUCGUUCAUCACGAAGCAGGACCCCACAGGGAAGAUCAUCUCCAUAGAAACUAGUGCUUUGCGAGCGACAGGCCGGCCUGGCUGGGAGGACCUGGUCAGGAAGUGCAUCUACGCUUUCUUUCAGACGCAGGGCAAAGAGCCCUCCCACGCCAAGAAGCUGCUGCAUGAGGUGAUGACCCACGGCACCGCCAUCAGCCCGCUGUACCAUUUCACGUUAACUGAUGGCACCCCGCUCAGCGCUCAGACCCGCUGCAAGUUCUGCUGCCCCCCCAACCCUGACGUUCAGCCCUUCAUUAUGGGCAUUCACACUAUUGACAGGGAACACAACACUGCUAGCUCUCAGGAAAACACUAACCCCAGCCUUCCACCGACCCUUGGCAGCCUUGUCCAAACUCCCUCCCGCUCCCCUUCCCUUCCUCCCGGCAGCAACUGGACCCAAGGCUCAGGCCUCUCCACCCCGGGCCUUCACCCCAACAACACCAACACCUCCCCACAAGGACAUAAUCCAGCCACACCCACAGGCUACCUGACACCCAGUCGGACCUGUCCUUUGAACAGCCCACUCACAGCAACCCCUACCUCUUUUAUGUCACCCAGGGUGCCACGGGGCAGCCCUGGGUUAGGUGGUAGCACUCGGGUACCGGGGAACCCCUUCUCUCCUUCCACACCGGGCCUCCACUCCCCAGCCGAGGAACUAAGUAGUGGAGGUAGCCUCAACAGGCAGCAGUCUGGCGGUGAUGGUAGUAGCGGCGCCAGCAGUGGGUCAACGGGGUCCUUCUCCCUGUCCUCUCCUGUCCUUCAGAGGCAAGCCAGUACACCCACCGGCCCUGCUACUCAGCCUCCAUCUUCAAAACCGCCAGAGGGAGGAGAAGGAGGGGGAGAGGACUCUGUUAAAGCCCCUCUUCCUUCUGCUUCACAGCUGGGUAACCCCAGACUCAAUCAGCUCCUGGAAAGCAAUGGGACAGGAGUUGACAACAGAAUCCACUGCACCUUAGCACCUCACCCUCCUAAACCUCAUCCUGCCCCUCAGUGCCCUGCCUCUCACAGUACUCUAACAGAACGACAUAAGAUCCUGCACCGGCUGCUCCAGGACACCAGUCCCAACGAUGCCUGCACCCCCACUGAGGAUGGACUAAACAAUAACGAUGUUGAGAUCAAGAGGGAGCCGCCAGUCAGUCCGGCUCUGACCGCAGCACCUCCCAAGUCCAGCUCCAGAGAGCCACAGGACCAUCAACUACUCCGUUUUCUCCUGGACACAGACGAAAAGGACUUGGGAGACCUGCCACCUCCAUCUGCUCUCAGCCUGCAGACAGUGAGGGUGAAAGUAGAGAAGAGAGCCAGCGUGGACGGAGUGGUCUGUACUGGGUCCACUGUAGCAGCGGGAGGUGCAUCCAAACCGGCGGGACUGUGCAGCAGCUCAGCGUGCAUCAGCCCCAAAUCGAGCUCCGUCGGAGAGAACCGUCGAGUCAGCCGCAGGGACAGCCGAGACUCCACGAUGUCUGGUGGCGCUAUUGACUUGGACCCUCUCACCCAGCUGCUGCCUGGCCUGAGAGGCCCAAGUGGGGCCAAACAGAGCAGUGAGGAUUCAACAACCCUUGGAGGAGGCCCCCAACUCCACUCUCCAGCCUCUCAGCCCCUGCCUCAGCGCCAGUCCCCCUUGCCUCAGCUGCAGUCCCCCUUGCCUCAGCACCAGUCCCCCUUGCCUCAGCACCAGUCCCCCUUGCCUCAGCACCAGUCCCCCUUGCCUCAGCACCAGUCCCCCUUGCCUCAGCACCAGUCCCCCCUGUCCCAGUCCCUUCCCCAUUUGCAAUCUCUGUCACCCCGGCUCCACUCCCCUUCUCCCCAGCUCCAACUGCAGUCCCCCACUAAGCUCCAGCCCGGCGAUGCCAACACUCCCCGCAAUGUAAAUGUGAAGAGAGAGGCUUCCGGCACUCCUAACAGAGGACUUGGUGAUGGUGUCCCACCCUCCGGCUGCAACCUCCAGAGUCCAUCAUCCUUUGAUUUCUCCAGUCCCCCCACUCCAAGUCAGACACAGAACCAGGGACAGGAAGACCCCUUCCAGACCCCCAAAGACAGCAGCAUCUUCCCAGAGGCAGAAAUUAUCAACCCUUUCAGUUCAAGCAUUGGCCUAUCCAAGAUGGAUGUGGGAGAGUCUCUGUUCCUGUCUCUGUCUGACACCUUAACCUUUGAUGGUCUUGGAACACCUUUACAAGCUCCCUUGGCAUCGCCACAAGAGCAGUGUGUGCCCUGUACGCUGGAUGAAGUGCUCGGUCCUCCGACCACACCUGAGGGCCGGAACGAUGAGAAGGCUCUGUUGGAGCAGCUCGUCUCCUUCCUCAGUGGGACUGACGAGAGUGAGCUGGCUGAGCUGGAUAAGGCCCUGGGUAUUGACAAACUGGUGCAGGGUGGUUGUUUUGACCCACAGCCCCAAGGCUUCACAACCCAGCAAUCCACUGCCACCUCAGGUUCCAUGGACACUAAACUCCACACGUACCCUUCCCAAUUUACAGCAGCCGCGCCAGCCCAGUUUCCUCCAGAGUUGGCCACGCUGGUGGGGCAACAGGGUCUUGGGUUUGGAGCCCCCCGGGGGGCUUUCCCCGGCGGGACGACAAGCGUCGGGCUGAGGCCCGGCAUGCCGAGACCGCAGGGGAUUGGCACUCAGCUCAGACUGCCACCCAACCAACUGCGCCUGCAGCUGCAGCAGAGGCUCCAGGGCCCACAGCAGCUCCAGAACAGGAUGGCGAGCAUUAAUCUGUUUCCAGGAGGAGGCCAGCAUGUGAACAUAGGGCUCCGUCAGGGGGUUCAACAACCUCAAAUACCCUCACAGCCUCCGCUGAAUGCCCAGAUGCUGGCCCAGCGUCAGAGGGAGCUCUACAGCAUCCAGCACCGCCAGCGCCAGCUUUUCCAGCAGAAGGUCAUGCUGAUGAGACAGAACAUUGCAGGCGCGCCGACUGGAGCCGCGGGGGCCACCGGAACAGCCAGGGCCCCGAAGGGUCCACCAUCAACGCCUCAACAACAGCAGCAGCAGCAGCAGCAGUUCAACUUCCCACCAGGGUACAACCCUUUGACGGGAAAAUCCCCUACCUCACCCGGUCACUUCAGCCCCAUGACCGGGGGCCCUCUGGACAACAAACUGAAUAACCAGACGCUGAUGGGCGGCGUGCAGGGUCAGUUCAGCAGCACCGUGAACGCCACAUUGCCGCAGGGCCUGUUUCAGCAGUUUGGAGGGUCUGCUAUCUCCCAGCAAGACGCAUCUUUCCCACCGGAGAUGAGCCCAACCAGCACCUUGUUGUCACCUCAAAACUCCACCUCCCAGAGUCCUUUGCUUCAGCAAGCCCCACCCCCUGGCUACCAGUCACCAGAAAUGAAGAGCUGGCAACAGACGGGCGUGGGAAGCAACAGCCUGUUCAGUCAGUCAGGACAAAGUGCGGGGCAGCCUUUUGGCCCGCAGGGGGUUUACAACAACAUGAGCAUCACCGUCUCCAUGGCCGGGGGCUCGGGUGGUGUCGGCUCAUUAUCUCCUAUGGGGCAGCCGGUUGGCAUGGGCAACAGUAACCUCAGCAGCGUCAGUUCAGUGUGCAGCGACCAGCAGGUGCAGCAGGUUCAGGUGUUCGCGGACGUCCAGUGCACGGUGAACCUGGUCGGCGGGGACUCCUACCUGAACCAGGGCUCCAUCGGAACGGCGGCCUCCCAAAAGGGCCCUGGCGUGCCGCCGGGCUCUCAGAACAACCAGGCCCAGCAGAAGAGCCUCCUCCAGCAGCUGCUCACCGAGUGACAACCCACGACCCUUCUCUCUCCCGUACUCCCUCUAACUUCUCACUUCUACGCCUCCUCCACGGAGGCCAGUGCACCGGACCCCAUUGCUGUCUCUGUCUCACCUUCUAGGAUGGAUGGAUGGAUGGAUGUUUUGUACGACCACAACAAGUAGGGCGCAGAGCGGUUUGGCUGUCGGUGGAGUUUCACAGCUGAGCUGCUUGUGCACGCAGGGGAUUCAGGGCUGGUUGUUUUACCGCCCAGUACUUAAAGAAAAGACUUGAGUCAGAAGGAGCAGCAGUGUAUUUAAACCUGCCUGUCUAAUCUGUCUGACAACCUGUCUGUCUGCCUCAGCCUAUUUAAAGGCAGUGUUGUCUUGCUGCUCAUUCCUUGGUGACCUACUUUCUGCUUCCUGACCCAAGAAAACAACUGCGACAUCAUUGUAGAUUUGCCAAGUUGUCGUCACUGUCAAAUCAGGACCGGCCUCCUUUUUAUUCAUUUUUUUUCUGAUGGGACGGUUUCUGUCAGGCCGUCAUCGCAGCAGCAGUGUAUCUUGGGAGCAUGAGUUGCAGCGUACAGCUGAGCUCAUCAUUUUAAGUGUAGGGGUAUCCCACACAGCAACACCUCUGGCUUUUUUAAAGAAAAUUAUUUUUGUUUGUUUUUUUUUUUUGUUUUCCUCUACCUGUCUCUCAGCGAUGUGGGAAUGUUAAGGUUUCAGACCUCUGUGGCAUUGUGGGAUAGAAGCUCAGUCUCAGCUGGUUCUGUGACCGUCUCUCUCUAUCAGCCUGGUGGAAGUUUGAGUUUUUCCCAAGCUCUGCUUCUUCUACAUAUUAUUCUAUUAACGUCUUCUGUUUUUUGGGGGGUUUAAUUGUUUUGUUUAAAAUCUUCUGCUCUCACCGUCGCCAUCAUCAUCAUUAACAUUUUCUUCACAAUCUUCAGAACAAGCUUUGACAACAGCCAGAAUGGAUUGGAUUGAUGGAUUGAUGGAUGGAAGACAGACGGGAUGCUGCUCAGUUUGGAACUUACGUGUCUUUCUCCCCUCGGGAGGAGGUUUUGUUUUUUUGUUUUUUUCAAAGUAUAAGAAAAAAGAGACUGUUAUGAUUAUUUAACUGUCUGUCCAUCACAUUUUACCCCUCACCUCAGCAGCUGUGAAUACAGAGCCCAGUUGGGUUCUCUCUCUAGUGCUCUCUUUAGCUCUCUCUCUCUCUCUCUCUCUCUCUCUCUCUCUGUGUGUGUGUGUGUCUUUCAUGCUAUCUCUCGGCCUAACAGUGUUUGCCGUGUGCACCAUGCAGUCGGGUAGUAUUGUACAGUACAGAAGGACAAAGACUUGGGGAUGCGCUCUCUCUCUUCUCUUGUCACUGCUUUUCCUUUUUAAAAAGAUACAAUAAGUGUAAUUACUCGGAGAUCCUGAUAAUAAUGUCAGUUAAUUUUUGGCAUCAUGAUAUUGUAAUAUCGCUUACGUGUUGCGGUGGAGGAGGAAGUUAUUCCAUCUUCUGAAAUGUGAAAGGAAAUUUCAAAGCAAUUGAUGAUGAAACUUGGAAAUCCCUCAUCCUUCGGCAUCCCAUUCAGCACUUUUUUCCGCAUUCGGGAAGAAAAAAAACAAACAAAUGGGUUUUCAUUGCUUUGCUUUCCCUUGUGGUAUCCAGGGACCUAGUUAGCCAUCUUCUCUUGCUUUCUCCUUUUUUUAUUUCUUAUGUAUGUACAUGUAAGCGAACAUGUCAGACAGUACAUAUGUUUGUAACCAUUGUAUAAAAAAAAGAAAAGCAUAAUGAUAGCGUAAACCGUGUUCGUUGCUGUGACGACGAGACCUCUGGUGAGGCUAACGGUACCGAGCCUGCAUCAACAUUUGGACCCGUAGUCACAGC